Molecule: messenger RNA, 1701 nt
Organism: Coregonus clupeaformis (lake whitefish)
Lineage: Eukaryota; Metazoa; Chordata; Actinopteri; Salmoniformes; Salmonidae
Gene: dguok
Product: deoxyguanosine kinase
Exons: 7
Coding region: 312-1253 (313 amino acids)
Cellular component (GO): cytoplasm; mitochondrion
Molecular function (GO): deoxynucleoside kinase activity
Source: RefSeq, a predicted model, not a curated record
UCCAAAACAUCCGCCUUUGGCAAGCAUGUGACAGAUUAUGAUACCUCUGAGAAGCCUUAGGAGAGCAUUAAUUAAACUUGUAUGACUGUACUGUAAACUAUAUUUUCAUGUAACGCUAACAAGGUUCUGUUGUUCAAAUCAUUCCUCUUGUGUAUGCUAUUUAAUGGCCGAACUUGGCAUUGAUUUCUUGUGACAGCUACUAGCUAGCUACUGACCGUAGCUACUCACACUGACAGUAAUACUGUUGCCCCAAACAGUUUGUUUGACCUAGCGAUAGCUAGCUAGUUAGCCAUCUGGUCACUAAUGUCAUCAUGUAUUCGUUCCACCAGUCCAUGGUGUUGAAUCUGGUUUCUCACUGUAAAAACCUCACGUCGCGAUAUAUGGGAUCUGUUCAGAAGGUGAAGCGGCAUGUUUUGAGAACACGCCAAGACGAAAAUCCAGUGCUUCUCUACGCAACAAUGGCGAGAAGGGCGACCAAACGCUGCCUCUCGAGCUCAGCACACUGUCAUUCUAGCACCGGGCCAAUGGACGACAUUAACCGAGUUAAGAGGGUCUCUAUUGAAGGCAACAUUGCGGUAGGAAAGUCGACUUUCGCGCGACUCCUGCAGUUUGCUGGCCAAGACUGGGAAGUGGUUCCCGAGCCCGUGGGGAAAUGGCAGAGCAUCGAGAGUGGGUCUUCACAACAGACGGUCAGUAACCUGUUGGAUAUGAUGUACCAGGACCCUCAGCGCUGGUCCUACACCUUUCAGACCAACUCCUGCAUGAGCCGCAUGCGCACCCAGCUGCAGCCACCACCAGCACGCCUGCUCAGAGCAGAGGGCGUCCCUGUGCAGGUCUUUGAGCGCUCUGUGUACAGUGACAGGUAUAUAUUUGCCCUGAACAUGUUUGAGCUGGGCUGCAUCAACUCUACAGAGUGGGCUGUCUACCAGGACUGGCAUUCCUUCCUGGUGGAACAGUUUGGCCGUCAGGUGGAGCUGGAGGGCAUCAUUUACCUCAGAGCCCCCCCACAGAAGUGUAUGGAGCGUCUGGAACGACGGGGGCGAGAGGAGGAGAAAGGAGUGCAGCUAGACUACCUGGAGAAACUACACACCCAGCAUGAGAGCUGGCUCAUAGACAAGAGCACUAAGCUGCACUUUGAACAGUUGACCCAGGUGCCUGUAUUGUUGCUGGAUGCCAGUCUAGAGUUUGAGGAGGACCCUGAGGUGCGGGCCAAACUUAUCACACAGGUGAAGGACUUCUUCAGUGGACUAUGAGGAACAGUCAGUUAUGCGGCUAUCAACUCCAUGCGAUCAAGAUAUCUGCAACCAUUUGGACCUCAGUCAGUGUAAAUGUAAAAUGUAUAUGGCAUUUACAAAUGUAAACUUGCAACCGUUCUCGGUCUGAUUUAUCCCCCACAUCCUUUCACUGUAUCUUCACUUAUUUUGGGGUAUGACAAACUUCAAAUUGUGGGGUUUCAGUUAGCUAAUUACAGAUUUCAGUAAUAGCAUAUGGGUACCAGAUGCUUUUAACCAUGUACUUUGUUUGUGAAUAUAGAAUUUGAUCUAUAUUGGACCAUAUUCACACAUAAAGAAGCAGAUUUUGGAUUGUUACCUGGGAACAGUAAAAAAGUAGGUCACAUUCUGAUGCAAAAUUGUCUGGUCUAGUAGUCUGUUACAUAUUUUGUUUCCCUUCUAUUUUGCUUAAACUUCAAUGUUACUUUGG